AUGUCGCCGUGCCCAACCUCUCACCUCUGCCUGCUGGUCCUGCCGGUGAUGUCACUGCUGCUGCUCCUCUCUCCUAUUGGUUGGACCUACGACAGCCUCACUCCAGGGUGUCACUUAUACCCCUUCAACGUGACCAUCCGCAGUGACCGGCGUGGCACAUGUAAAGGCACCCAUCUGGUCUACGCCUGCGUGGGCUACUGUGAGUCCAGCGCCUUCCCGUCCAGAUACUCCGUGCUGGUGGCCUCCAACUUCACCCACAACAUCACCUCCGCUUCACGAUGCUGCACCAUCAGCAAGGAAGCCAAGGUCAAAGUUCGCCUGGACUGUCCCCGGGGCCGUCACCAUGACGACAUAGAAAUCUUGACGGCGAAGGCAUGUCGCUGCGACAUGUGCCGCAAGUCUCGCUACUGA
This is a messenger RNA of Myripristis murdjan (pinecone soldierfish), 411 nucleotides long. It is a transcript of the gene gpha2, whose product is annotated as glycoprotein hormone subunit alpha 2. Gene Ontology annotation, molecular function: hormone activity; hormone receptor binding. The coding region runs from base 1 to 411 and encodes 136 amino acids. Gene Ontology annotation, cellular component: extracellular region. NCBI's taxonomy places the organism in Eukaryota, Metazoa, Chordata, Actinopteri, Holocentriformes, Holocentridae. The record is from RefSeq and is a predicted model, not a curated record. Gene Ontology annotation, biological process: cell surface receptor signaling pathway. The transcript is spliced from 3 exons.